ACGAUUUAUAAACCACCCAAAAUCGUGCCCCUUUUCCUCUCUCUCCUCCCUCACUCUGUUUUCUCCCUGGUAUUUCUCUUCUGAAUUCACCAUCGAGGCUUUGCUUUGCUCCUUGUCUCUCGCUUUCCCUAAGCCUUUGAGCUGCUUAGCGCCGCCAUGUCGGACGAGGAACACCACUUCGAGUCGAAGGCUGACGCCGGAGCUUCGAAGACUUAUCCUCAGCAGGCCGGCACCAUCCGUAAGAACGGUUACAUUGUAAUCAAAGGCCGUCCUUGCAAGGUUGUGGAAGUUUCAACUUCAAAGACUGGCAAACAUGGUCACGCUAAAUGUCACUUUGUUGGAAUUGAUAUCUUCACUGCCAAAAAGCUCGAAGAUAUCGUUCCCUCCUCUCACAACUGUGAUGUUCCUCAUGUCAACCGUACUGAUUACCAGUUGAUUGAUAUCUCCGAGGAUGGAUUUGUGAGUCUGUUGACUGAGAAUGGUAACACUAAGGAUGAUCUCAGGCUUCCAACCGAUGAUAGUCUGCUUACGCAGAUCAAGGAUGGAUUUGCUGAGGGGAAGGAUCUGGUUGUGAGUGUCAUGUCUGCAAUGGGAGAGGAGCAGAUCUGUGCUCUGAAGGACAUUGGCCCCAAAUAAAUGCACUGCGGGCAUCCUUGAGAAUGCUCAUUUCCCAAGUCCUUUAAAUUCAAAUGAGACAGAUAAAUAGUAAGUAGUGUUUUACUUUUUAAUUAGAGGUUCAAUAUGGGUCUGAAAAAUGGAGGUUAUGUUUCUGGAACGUCUUGAUAAAGAUGUGGCCUCCAGCUAUAAGAUGACUUUGCCAUUAUAUUAAAAUUAGUGUUCUAUGAACAAUAAUUUUUGUUAUGUUCAGUUACAGUCUGAUAACGGAAUUGAUUUUGUUUC
Messenger RNA from Durio zibethinus, 900 nucleotides. Its product is annotated as eukaryotic translation initiation factor 5A-2. Gene Ontology annotation, biological process: positive regulation of translational elongation; positive regulation of translational termination. The record is from RefSeq and is a predicted model, not a curated record. NCBI's taxonomy places the organism in Eukaryota, Viridiplantae, Streptophyta, Magnoliopsida, Malvales, Malvaceae. Gene Ontology annotation, molecular function: ribosome binding; translation elongation factor activity; RNA binding.